AUGCUCCCCAAUAUAUAUAAUGUCGAAUCCGAUACCCUCGGAGUUGGUCUUCUCCAUGGAUCGUCUCGAUCUCCAAGUUUUAACAAAACAUCAAUCUAUACAAACCCAACAAUGCUCAGCGACUUUUAUCAAAAUUUGAAUGCAAUGCGAUGUCAACAAGAGCUAUGCGAUGUAAUUCUUGAAGCAUAUCAGAUUCAAGGAACAUCUUCGGAAGAUGGAAUAAUUGAUGAAUCGAAUGGUCCACAACAUAUUCAUGCACACAGAGUUAUUCUUUCAGCAUCAAGCUCUUAUUUCAGAGCAAUGUUCACCGGAGGUCUUCGAGAAUCCCAUCAACGUAUUGUCCCAAUUAAAGAAGUUGACGUGGAAGUUCUAUCUCAAUUAAUCGAUUACAUGUACACUGGAAGAAUGAGAAUAGACGAACAAAAUGUUCAGACGAUACUGACAACAGCUAGUCUUCUUCAGCUCACUUGUGUUCGAGAUGCUUGUGCCAGAUUCAUGUUGGAGCUACUCGAUAUGACAAAUUGUGUUGGAAUGGCUGAAUUCGCUCGAGCUCAUGCUUGUCAUCAGUUGGCACAUGCUGCUCAAUUGUAUACGAGGCAGCAUUUUGUAGAGAUAAUUGAUAAUGAAGAGUUGUUGAAUCUGGACAAAGAAGCAUUUUGUGAUUUGAUACAAGACGAUCGGAUUACUGUACCAAGUGAGAAACCGGUAAUGCAAGCAGUUCUCAACUGGGUUAAUCACGACGAACAGAAUCGAAAAGUCCAUUUGGGAGACUCGGAAGAUAGGAAUCCACGAGAGGAAGUGAAUAGAAAAUGGUUUAUUGCUCGAGAGCCAAUGCCAGAGUCACAGCACAUAAUGGUGGUUGGUGGACAGGCCCCGAAAGCGAUAACAAACGUAGACCUCUUCGAUCCAGACAGUCAACUUUGGAGUUCGUGUGCUUCUCUCCCACAAAGAAGAUGUCGAAGUGGGGUCAGUAUGUGCAAUGGCUACGUCUACACAACUGGUGGUUUCAAUGGAGCACAAAGAGUGAAAUCGGUUGAUUUCUAUGAUCCACGGACUGAUACUUGGAGAUCUGCAAAUCAGAUGAAUGCGCGAAGAUCGACACAUGGGAUAACUACGUGCCAAAAACUACUUUAUGCUGUUGGAGGAUUCGAUGGUACCACGGGACUUGCAAGUUCCGAGUAUUACGAUCCUCACACUGGAAACUGGUUUCCACUUCCAUCGAUGAGCACUCGACGAUCUAGUGUAGGUGUGGCUGCAAUCGGAGAAGAUAUUUACGCAAUUGGUGGAUUUGAUGGGGUUUCUAAACAGUGCCUGAACACGGUUUGUAUUUUAACUAUAUUUUAUUUUCAUGAAAGGGAAAAACAUAAUCAUAAAGCGGAUUUUGGUGGUAACGGGAGAAAAUAG
This is a messenger RNA of Caenorhabditis remanei, 1404 nucleotides long. RefSeq lists its product as uncharacterized. The coding region runs from base 1 to 1404 and encodes 467 amino acids. Gene Ontology annotation, molecular function: protein binding. NCBI's taxonomy places the organism in Eukaryota, Metazoa, Nematoda, Chromadorea, Rhabditida, Rhabditidae. The record is from RefSeq and is a predicted model, not a curated record. The transcript is spliced from 6 exons.